Molecule: messenger RNA, 1363 nt
Organism: Misgurnus anguillicaudatus (oriental weatherfish)
Lineage: Eukaryota; Metazoa; Chordata; Actinopteri; Cypriniformes; Cobitidae
Biological process (GO): regulation of DNA-templated transcription; circadian rhythm
Cellular component (GO): nucleus
Molecular function (GO): DNA binding; DNA-binding transcription factor activity
Source: RefSeq, a predicted model, not a curated record
UACACUUCAAACCGCAGAAAGCCUAUGCGCCUUCAUCUCGAACGCUCCACAGAUGUUACUGGAAGCCUGCAAUAGGGCCUUGUACAUUUCCAUGAUGUUGUGAUCCAACGGUGAACGGGCCCUGAAAGCAAAGAACAAUGACCAACAUGGAAGGUGUUGAACAUCUAGAUGUUUGUCUGCCGUCCUCCACGGGUGAGACCCCGGCAAGCAAAGAUGACCCAGCGAGUCUGAGAAGGCUUCUGCCGCUCAACGAGUCGUCCAUACUGGCACGCCGCCUGCUCCGCCUGCAGCCAUACCACAAUUCUCUCUUACCCAACAGACGUCGCAAGCGAGAGAUGACACCCUCUGAAAAAAAAGAUGCUUCGUAUUGGGUCAAGCGGAGGAAAAACAAUGAGGCUGCGAAGCGUUCCAGAGAAAAGCGCAGAAUGAACGACUUCAUGCUGGAAGGUCAACUCGUAGCGCUAAGCGAGGAGAAUGCUCAACUCAGAGCGGAGGUGUUGAGUAUGCAGUAUCACAUGGGGAUUGGACGAGGUCUGGAUCCGAAUUAUACCAUGAUGCCCUUUCACUUUCCAAGUUCAUCGCAUCUCAAGUGGGGUCUUGCUGGUACAAAUGCUCCCAUUUCAAGCGAAGCAUCAGAGAUGUACCACUGUUGGCCACAUCUUGGAAACUGCUCCGGUCCAUCCAGUAGCUCCUCCCAAUUCAUUCCUCCCUCACGGAUGGCAAAUAAAAAUGCCAGCGCACCUUCACAGGUCAGCCACUUAAACGACAAGUUGUCAGAGCGGUGUAUCCCCAAUGCUGACUCAUUCGAAAGAGACCCUGCAGCUAACCCGCAGGUCUCCUCCAGCAAUGACCCACCAAGCAACCCGCAACCAUUUCAAGGUCAUAGAGCAAUCGCGUCUUCUUUACAUCCCCCCUCAUCGCCUCCUCCCCAAAGCUGGCAUCUUCCUGGAAUAAAUCAUUCUGCCACCCAUCACCACAACCAGAUGUUACCCUGGGGCUUGUCUUCCCUCCGCCCGUCUCCACUUCAUCCCAGCUGGCAGCUGGGAGCGAGAUCCCUGUGGAACUUCAACAGCAGAUUCAACAUGCUUCAGUAUCUGCUGAGAUCUCACAACUGUGAAGAACCCGAAACCCCAAGAACUCUUAAGUGAUGGAGCCAUCAUGCUGUCCAAAAACAAAUAUGUGACUAGUCUGCUAUUACAGUAAUGUUAAUACUUAAUGUAGUGAUUUGCAAACUAAUUGCUUCAUACAAGCUAGCAAAAAUCGCAAGUAUAUGUUUUGUUCAUAAUGUUUAAUGUUAUGUUUAUGAAUUUGUUGUCUGUGGGUUUUAAAAACCUCUAAUAAAAGAUUUUUUUUAAAUGUUUAA